Molecule: messenger RNA, 1894 nt
Organism: Spea bombifrons (plains spadefoot toad)
Lineage: Eukaryota; Metazoa; Chordata; Amphibia; Anura; Pelobatidae
Gene: ELMOD1
Product: ELMO domain containing 1
Exons: 12
Coding region: 191-1195 (334 amino acids)
Molecular function (GO): GTPase activator activity
Source: RefSeq, a predicted model, not a curated record
UCUGCCUCGGAUGCGCGCCCCGGUGCAGUGAAACAGCUGGCGCACGGGGACAGCAGCCUGAUGAUGGGACCCUGAGACACCGGGGACACCGGACAUCAUCACAAGCCCCCCGCUGCAGGUUCUGUCUGCGAAAGUCUAUUACUGGUAAAAUUGCCGAGGAUUCUACAGCGGAAUCAGUCAGCCCUCAACAAUGAAGCACUUCAUGAGAAUGGUGGUCCAGGUGUGGUUCUACUUUUACUGUAUCUGUGUCUGGCGUUGCCUGAAGUUCAUUUUGAGGAAGCUCACGGGACGCUGUGAGCUACAGAGAAUCUGUUACAAAAACAAACAUGGAGCUGGCCGCACUCUGAAAAUAGAAACAUCACUGAAGUCUUCAAAAACUAAGCUGCUGCAGACUGCAGUGAGCGUACAUCCUGACGCCAUCGAGAAAACCAUAGAUGACAUCAUGGCUUUGAAGAACAUCAAUGUUGAUACAAACCCACAACUCGGAGUGUCCCUCCAGGCGUGUCUCCUGCAGAUUGUAGGCUAUAGAAAUCUGACCCUGGAGGUUGAAAAGCUACGUCGAGAAGCGUAUGAUUCCGACAAUCCGCAGCAUGAAGAGAUGCUUCUUAAGCUCUGGAAAAUGCUGAAACCUGGUUUUCCGCUGGAAGCGCGGAUCUCUAAGCAAUGGUGCGAAAUUGGUUUCCAAGGUGAUGACCCCAAAACAGAUUUUAGAGGAAUGGGCCUUCUAGGACUAUACAAUUUGGUGUACUUUGCAGAGAAAGACACGGCCUCCGCUCUUCAAAUCCUUUCUGACUCCCUCCAGCCUAAGUGCAGGGAUGUCAGUAAAGAGGACUGCAGCAAAAUCAGCAAAACAGAAUGGGAGAUGAAAAAAUUUGACAAAGCGAUUGGCUAUUCUUUUGCCAUUGUUGGAAUUAAUAUCACGGAUCUUGCCUACAACCUGCUUAUCAGCGGCGCGCUGAAAACCCACCUUUAUAAUGUGGCCCCUGAGGCUCCCACAUUGCAUCAUUUCCAGCAAACAUUUUGUUUUCUGAUGCAUGAGUUUCACAAAUUCUGGAUUGAAGAAGACCCUUUGGACAUCAUGGAGUUUAAUCGCGUGCGCGCCAAAUUUCAUAAGCGCAUCUUGAAGCAGCUGCAGAAUACCGACAUGGCGUUGUGCCCUCACUUCACCGCCUCGGAGAGCUUAGUCAACGUGUGAUCGUCCGCAUUUUACCAUUCUGAAUCACUGCUUCACUAUUGUGUUCAUUCACAGCUACGAUCAUGGUUCCCAUGCUGUAUGACCACAGCGAUUGUAUGCAUGCUUUUUCGUAAAGUACACGUCUAUGUUUUUAUUAUAAAACAAAUCCCGUAACAUUAGUGCUUUUUUGGGGAUUUCUCAUUCAAUGUUUGCGCAUAUUGCGGGGAAACGCAGUGUUAUAUUUUCAUCUAAGAUAAGAAUUGUCUAUUUUUUUAGAUUUUAUUUUCUCAUAGUGGAUCAUUUCAAGGUUGGAUUUUCCCAAGCUGGGUUUGGUGUUUGUAGAAUGCAGCUCUAAGCGUUUUGUGAUUGCAUCUGUCCCAACUCGGGGCAAUAACAUUGAAAUGUCUCAAUAUAUCCAGACUUCUGCUGCAGACCACAGCUCAAAAUUAGAUUUUAUCACAUUGUGCUCUAAAUCAGGAUUCAUCGCGGUUACUACAAGGUCCAGCUAACUUCUUACACCCCAAAAGGAUAUGAAGGCAUCUUGGAGCCAUUUAACAACCAAGACUAUAUUCUUAUUAAAUCAAGGACCAAGCAUCUCACCAAGCUAGCAGCUUUAACUCUUUGAGUGCCAGAGUCAGCAUAUUGUUAAAGGUAUAAUUGUCUGAAAUUAGGAAUAUUUUUCUUUUUUUUCUAAAGUAAACUCUCAAAUCUCAGUAUUAA